[Candida] anglica is the source of this 2133-nucleotide messenger RNA. The record is from the annotation of a GenBank genome assembly. NCBI's taxonomy places the organism in Eukaryota, Fungi, Ascomycota, Pichiomycetes, Serinales, Debaryomycetaceae.
AUGAGUGGAUUUGAUAGACCUCACAUCGUCAAUAAUUUGGCUGAUGGGGAUUCUAUUCCUAAUGAGCUGGCAAUACAAAGUAUUUCGUCAGCCUCAUCUAUCAGUUCAUCCGAUUUAUCAAUAAAUAGCGCGGCUCCAAAAGACCACCAAGUAAUUAGCCCAGUACCUAUUGCGUACCAAGAUGAUGAUAGGGAUGGUGAUGAUGAUACACCAAGAAGUACUAGAAGAGUAUCAUUUGGUAAUAAUCCUGAACGUACAAGAUCAUAUUCUAGUACAUAUACAUAUGCCGGCCAAGCUCUAGGAGCUUUGCGUCACACAUUAAGUGGGACUGGCUCUAUUGAUACAAAGGCCAGCAAAAACCUUACCCGUCAAUCUACUAGUCUUUCAGUAAGGGAUAUCUAUGGAGAUAUGGAUGAUAACGAAGUAAGACUUCGUAGAACUGCAACAAGAAAUACAAUCUUAAAUAGUUUAGCAAAAAGAGUACAAAGUGCUGGAGAUGAAGCGGCUGGUAUCACUCAUGAUGUGGAAGAAAAGGAUUAUGAUGGUCAUAUAUCACUCCAAUCAAUUUCACGUAAAUCUAACAUAUAUGAAGAUUUACCCGAUACCACUGUUCCCACAAAGGAUUAUGGUCAAGAAUUUGCCAAAAUUGAUCCAGAAUUGGUCACCUGGGAUGGUCCAGAUGACCCUGAGUACCCUAGAAAUUGGUCUACGAAACAAAAGGUUUGGCAAACUACAAUUGUAGCUCUAUAUACUUUUGUUUCACCUAUUACAUCGUCAAUUCCAUCACCUGCUAUGCCUCAAAUUUCUCAAUCGUUAGGAAUGGAGAAUAACCAAUUUUUAGAAUCAUUUUCAGUAUCAAUAAUGAUUUUAGCAUGGGCUUUGGGGCCCCUUGUUAUUGCCCCUAUAUCUGAAAGUGACAGGGUUGGUAGAAGACCGGUCUUGAAUGCAUCCAUUUGGAUUAAUUUAUUCUUUAAUUUAGGUUGUGGGUUUUCUCGAACUCCAGCUCAAUUAUGCAUAUGUCGGUUUUUAGGUGGUCUUGGUGGUUGUGCUGCAUUGAAUGUCGGCGCUGGAACUCUAGCUGAUUUAUGGAAUGAUGAUCAAAGACUUGUGGCCAUGGCAUUCUAUUCCAUUUGUCCUACAUUGGGUCCCGUUCUUUCUCCUGUAGCAUCUAGUUUUAUUGUCGCUAACAUGAAUUGGAGAUGGGUUUUCCAUUUCUUAUCAAUAUUUAAUGCCGCUAUUGCAAUUGUUGGUACCAUUUUCUUUAGAGAAACUUAUUCACCUACAUUAUUAUACAACAAAUGUCAAGCAUUGAAGAAAGAAACUGAUAAUAAGCAUUUACAUACUAUUUAUGAAAUUGCUGAUGGAGAAACUAAAUGGGGUCAGUUUAUGGUUACUGUUUCUAGACCAGUAAAAUUAUUAUUCACCCAUCCAAUGGUGUUAGGUCUUGGAUCUUUCAUGGCAUUUACUUAUGGAUUUAUGUAUUUGAUGAUAGUUACCUUCCCCAAGGUGUAUAAAGUUAAGUAUGGGUUCUCUGUGCAAAUCACUGGCCUUAUGUACUUGCCAAUGGGAGUUGGGUAUAUAUUAGGAAUAAUCUUUUUCACAAUUGCUAUUGAUAAGAUUUAUAAGAAACUUACUGCAAGAAAUGGAGGAGUGCCUAAACCAGAGUAUAGACUCCCCUGUUUAUGUUUCUCUGGGGUUGGGAUUCCCGUAGGGCUUAUAUGGUAUGGAUGGUCUGCAGAGAAGGAACUUCAUUGGAUUAUGCCUGCUAUCGGUACUGCUAUAUAUGCAUUUUCAUUCAUUGCCGUCUUCCAAACUAUUCAAAAUUAUUUGAUUGAUAUGAAUAAUAGAUUUGCAGCAUCGGCAGUUGCUGCAGCCGCAGUUUUCCGAUCAUUCUUUGGAUUUCUGUUCCCACUUUUCGCCAAUAAGAUGUAUGAUCGAUUGGGAUAUGGCUGGGGUAAUACAAUGUGUGGGUUAGUUGGGUUGGUGCUUGGAUUACCGUUCCCAAUCUUUUGCUUAAUGUAUGGAGAAAGAUUGAGAGAAUGGGCUAAUCGUAAGAUGGAAGAAGAACAAGCAAAAAGAGAUGAAAAGAAUUUGUUGAGAUUAAAGAAGUUGAAUGAUGAGAAGGCAUUUUAA